Messenger RNA from Lolium rigidum, 315 nucleotides. RefSeq lists its product as uncharacterized. The transcript has 2 exons. The record is from RefSeq and is a predicted model, not a curated record. Lineage: Eukaryota; Viridiplantae; Streptophyta; Magnoliopsida; Poales; Poaceae. Bases 1 to 315 code for a protein of 104 amino acids.
AUGACGAGUUCCAGCUACUUGUCACUGGCUGCAGCUGUGAUCUUUCUUUUGGUGCUGACAACGGCCAAGGAGGCUGAAGGCAUCCGACUAGAUGCCGAGACUCAGGCAUCCGUUAGCAGCAGCAGCAGCAGCACCGGCAACCCAAUGGUCAACAAACCAAGCCAUGAUGUGGUCAAGGGUUCUACUGCUAACUCGGAAAGCGAUGCGACAAAAGAUGUUGUUGCUGCGAGCGAAGUUAGGGCAGUGGCACACAAAUUGCCGGUGUUCCAUGAAGAUUACUACGUUCCAAAUGUUCACGGUCCUAGGCAUCACUGA